Folsomia candida is the source of this 4191-nucleotide messenger RNA. RefSeq names its product xanthine dehydrogenase. Bases 140 to 4033 code for a protein of 1297 amino acids. NCBI's taxonomy places the organism in Eukaryota, Metazoa, Arthropoda, Collembola, Entomobryomorpha, Isotomidae. The record is from RefSeq and is a predicted model, not a curated record. Gene Ontology annotation, molecular function: 2 iron, 2 sulfur cluster binding; FAD binding; iron ion binding. The transcript is spliced from 31 exons.
UAUAUUUCCAGUGUGUACAUACACCUCCAGUGUUACUCAAGCUUUGUUGUGAGCAUCACCUAUUUUGCAGACCGGUCUUGAAAGGUCAGCAUUACUGGAUUUACUAAUCUAAUCCUAAGUAACACAGGAUCUUUCAACCAUGGGGAAGGGAUCUGGAUCAAAUGCGAGUACCAUCAGUUUCACCAUAAAUGGAAAAGAAUAUCAUGUUGACGCCAACACGUCAAACGUCAACUCGGAAACCAUGUUGGUGGACUUUAUCCGAGACCAUGCAAGUUUAAAGGGGACAAAAGUAAUGUGUCGGGAAGGGGGGUGCGGCGCAUGCGUUGUUACCGUCCGCACAAAGGACGCCGCAAUUGGCGCUGAUGUCACAAAGGGGAUAAAUUCUUGCAUGACUCCAGUGUACAGCUGUCAAGGUUGGGAUAUAUCGACGGUGGAAGAUCUUGGGAACAAAGACGUUGGAUACGAUGUCAUUCAAAAUCGCUUGGUUAACUUUCAUGGAACACAAUGCGGUUACUGUACUCCUGGGAUGAUUAUGAGCAUGAACAGCCUGCGAGAAUCAAAGAAAGACGGUUUAGUAACAGUUAAAGAAGUUGAAGAUAAUUUUGACGGAAAUAUCUGUCGGUGUACCGGCUAUCGUCCUAUUCUUGACGCUUUCAAGUCUCUCGCCGUCGAUGCGCUGGAAGACUUGAAGCGGAAAUGUGAUGACAUUGAAGAUUGUGCUUCAUGUCCAUGCCCCAUGAGACAAGGUCAAGGACGCAAGUGUGACAAAGCCAAACCCAAAGAAAACUCCACAAUCGUGUUAGCAAAUGGAUCCGUGUGGACCACAGCCGUUGAUUUAAAAGUCGUGUUUCAAGCAAUCAAACAAUCGAACUCUGAUGGUAAAAGAAUGAGAUUUGUCGCUGGGAAUACUUCAACUGGUGUUUACAAACACGAAGGUCCAUACUCGUCUUACAUCGAAAUAAAUGGAAUCCCGGAGUUGAAACAGAAAAAAGUCGACUCGUGCGAAGUUCUUUUAGGGGGAGGGGUAACUUUAACGGCUGCGAUUGCAUUUUUUGCCGACGUUGCUAAAACUAAAGCUGGAUUUGAAUAUGUGGCACAAAUCAGCAAACACAUGGAAAGAAUUGCUAAUGUUCCUGUUCGAAAUAAUGCAACAAUUGCUGGGAAUUUGAUGAUCAAACACGCCCAUCAUGACUUUCCAUCUGACGUCUUUGUGCUGCUGGAGACAGCUGGAGCAAAACUAACCAUCGCAUCUAGUGAUUGUACUAUCGGAAUGAAAUUAGUCACAAUGAUGGAUUUCUUAAAGACGGACAUGAACGGCAAACUCAUUUUGUCCGUACAUUUUCCAAAACGCAGUACCGACUACCAUUUCAGAUCGUUUAAAAUAACGAGGCGAUUCCAAAACGCGCAUGCUUACGUAAACGCAGGAUUUCUCCUGAAAGUUGUGGAUGGAAAGAUUGCAGAACAACCUCGAAUUUGUUACGGCGGAAUAAAUCCACAAUUCGUGCAUGCAACUGCUACGGAAGAAUUUUUAGCAAAAAACCCAGACAUUGGAAACGAUCAAGUUUUGCAAAACGCUUUCCAAAUCCUGGAUAAAGAGAUUAAACCCGAUUUCCACCCUCCUGAAGCAAUUCCAGAGUAUAGAAAGUUUUUAACUCAAUCCCUGUUGUAUAAGACGAUUUUGGGAAUCCUGCCUGGGAAAGCGAGUCAGCACAUAAAAAGUGGAGGACCGGAUAUUCCAAGGUCAAUCAGUAAAGGCACUCAAGUCUUCGAGUCCGAUAAGUCGGACUCCAGACUUUAUAAAGCUAUGCCAAAAUAUGAAGGAGCUUGGCAAGCGUCCGGAGAAGCAGAAUACACGACCGACAUACCCAAACGGCCGGAUGAGUUAUUUGGCGUUUUCAUCCUCAGUACCAUUGGUUCGGGCACCCUCAAGAGUAUCGACGCCACUGAAGCACUGGCCAUGCCAGGAGUUGUUCAGCUUAUCACGGCAAAAGAUAUCAAAGGGAAGAACAAUUUCAUGGAAUUUUUCUUUUUUCCCACGGCCGCACCCCAACCGGUGUUUGUGAACGUGGGUGACAAAGUUUCCUACCACGGUCAAUCAAUUGGACUCCUUUUAGCAGAAAACCGACAAAUAGCCGUGGAGGCAAGUAGAAAGGUGAAAGUUGCAUACGAAGGGGUAACCAAACCUAUCGUGGAUAUAAUGGACGCCAUAAAAAAUGUGGAGGCUGCUGGUCUUCUGCCAAAGCAUUUUAUUGGUACAUUUACCAGUGAGGGUGACCCCAGCGUCAGUGUGAACCACACCAUCAGUGGAGAUAUGAAAAUCGGAUCGCAAUACCAUUACUUUAUGGAAACCUUAAAUUGUCUUUGCAUACCACGUGAGGAUGGAAUCGACAUGCACAUUCCUACACAAUGGAUGGAUCAUACUCAAAAUAACCUUGCUUUGGUACUUGGAAUUCCUUGCAGCAGCAUAAACAUCCAAGUUAAAAGGAUAGGGGGUGGUUUUGGGGGGAAGAUAACCCAGCCUGCCCACAUCGCUGCUGCUGCCGCCGUUGCUGCCACCACAGUUCGUCAACCAGUUCGAAUUGUGUUGGAUAUCGAAACCAAUAUGAAGAUGUUGGGACGACGACUCCCAUUUUAUAUGAAAUACGAAGUUGGGUUUAACGAUGUUGGAAAAAUUGGCAACUUAAAGACCGAAAUUUUUUGCGAUGCUGGCUUUACACCAAAUGAAGCAGACUCAAUUAUUGCAGCCAUGCAUAUGCAAAACGUUUAUAAGGCAUUGGGCUGGGAAGUUAAGCCAGGUUUUGUUACGACAAAUACAGCAACAAAUACGAGCGUUCGUGCGCCAGGAUCUGUGAAAGGGGUCGCUUUGAUUGAGAAUAUCAUGGAACAUAUCGCAUUUUACUUGAAGAAAGAAUCUCUGCUCGUUCGUCAAGUGAACUUUAUUGAAAAAGGAGACCCGUUUCUUCCAACAUUUUUCGGAGGAGGUAAUUUCGAAGAAGAAAACCAGAUACCUCGACUAGUUGAAGAGAUGAAGAAAUCCGGAGAUUAUGAAAACCGAAAAAAGUUUGUGGAAACUUUUAACAAGGAGAAUCGAUGGAAAAAGCGAGGCCUCUCUUUGAUUCCUGUGAAGUUUCAUGUGGGGUACGAGUUUGGGUGCAAUUUUCCUGCCAUGAUAGCCAUUUAUCAUUUUGAUGGAACAGUGUCUUGUACUCAUGGAGGAGUAGAGAUGGGACAAGGUCUUCAAACUAAGGUUCUACAAACCAUCGCACAAAGCUUCCAAAUCCCAAUGGAUAAAAUCAAGCUGAAGCCCACAAACAAUUUCGUUGGGGCCAAUGCUUUUUCUAGCGGGGGUUCUAUAGCCUCUGAAGUUUGUUGUUUUGCUGCACUACGAGCCUGUGAAACCAUUAAGGAAAGAUUGAAACCAAUUUUGGAAAAGCUUGAAAAUCCAACCUGGGAACAAUUAAUUGCUGCAGCUCAUCAAGCCAAAAUCGACUUGACGGCUUCUUACACACCUGGACCGAAGGAUGAUCUUAAGGAGUACGAAGUUUGGGCCUUGGCACUCGCGGAAGUUGAAAUUGACGUCCUCACCGGAGAAUAUAAGGUUGCUCGAACCGAUUUGAUCGAAGAUUGUGGGAAGAGUUUGAGCCCCGGCGUGGAUUUAGGUCAAAUUGAAGGUGGCUACAUUUUCGGACAGGGUAUGUGGACUACGGAGCGAAUUGUACAUUGCAAAGAAACCGGAGAGUUGUUGACGAACCGAACUUGGGAAUACAAACCCCCAGAAACAAAAGAUAUUCCGGAGGAUUUUAGAGUAUCGCUAUUGAAGGACGCUCCUAAUCCUCAUGGAAUUUUGCGGUCAAAAGCGACCGGAGAGCCGAUCCUAUGCGCCACGGUGGCUGUAUACUUUGCACUGCGAAAUGCAAUCACUGCAGCACGCGCAGAUAAAGGAAACACGGAAUGGUUUAAGUUGGAUUCACCAAUUACUCCGGAGGAUGUUUACCAGCAUUGUUUGACUACUUCCACGGAUUUCAAAUUUUAAUAAAAUUACUGUGCACGAAAUUAUUUGUACUGGGGUACAACAAUGUAUUUGAAUCAUAGAUAUGUACAUAUUUUGGGUGUGGGGUUUACCUAUUUUAUGCUAAACUGUAAUCAAAACUGCCAAUUAAUAACAAUAAACAAUUUUGCGUGGCCAGUUUA